GGCGGCCACGCGCCACAUCCGAUGGACCAGCCACCCCCCUCGACUCACUUGGGAAACCCGCACUAGCUAUAAGCUCGGCCCGCCGCUCUCGAUGUAGAACGUCAUGGCAAUCAACAUAAAAUUUACAAAAUUUGACAACACACCAUGGGGCUUUCGACUAGCUGGUGGCAGCGAUUUUCCGCAGCCGCUUACUGUUAUCAGAGUCACGGAAGAAAGCCUGGCCGAAUGUAUGGGUUUAAAGGUCGGCGAUGUCGUAGUAAGACUGAACGAUCAACCGAUUGGUGGCUUGACUCACGGACAAGCGCAUGAAGCACUAGUGCACGCUGGCAACAACUUUGUUUUAGGUGUGCAGAGAGAGGAGGAGGCACGAAAGGCCGUCGAGGCGAUAUCGGAAGAGAACAUCGUCCCAUAUAAGAUCGCCCUUGCAGACUUACCGCCGGUCUUCCCAGAACAGAUCUUAAAGGAGGAGACAGUGAUCGAGCGGUACGAAGAAGAGAAUACCGUCGUCGAGCCGUUGUCCGCCGAGGACGAGAUCAGACAAGAGGAGGAGAAGCUAGCGGAGGAGAAACCGGUGGACGCCAACAGCGAGAUCGUGUCCAACAAAAAUCUCACGGAUGACGAGAUCGCUCAGCUGAUCCUCGAGGAGGAGGAGCUCUUGUCCGAUAAAGGAUUACUGGGAGUGAACUUCAAGAAAUUAAGACCGCGCGCCUCGAUCCUGAAAGAUUCGAAGGUUCUGGAGGAGCUGCAGCAUAUCGCGGUAGCCGAGCCCGAGCGGGUGCAAGAAUUGAAGCGCGCUUCCACCUUCCUGCAAAAGCCGCAGCGACCGGUGCCGAAGUUGAAGAGCCAGUCGAAGGUGGAAGAGGACGAGGGAGAAACUUACAAGGUCGUAAUCAAGAAACAGGACAAGAAGACAGUGAUCGCGCGUCUGGUGGAGAAGGGUUUACUGCCGCCAGGAUCGGAGGCAGCCAUCGCCAGGACACCGGAGCCGCCCGAGGUAAAGAUGCAUGAAACGGAAAAUAAACUCGAAGAAAAUCGUCCCCUUACCGUGCCCGAUUCAAAUUCCUCGUGUUCAACCUGCUCUUUCGAUAACACCGACAACUCACUGUCGUCCCCGUGCCCUCCGGAAUCCGACUCGAACGAAUUUCUCACCUCUGAGAAUCAACCGGCGCGUCACGCGACAUAUGAAUGCAAAUCGACGCUCUUUCACGUCGAGCCGAGUCAACCUCGAAGAUACAGCACCGCCAGAUACGACGAGGUCGGAGCGAGAUCGCUCUUCAAGGGUCGCUACUUGGAGAACGUCCUCCGCGGUUACACUCGUUCCUGCGUUCUUCGCGAUCGGCAAGUCGACGAGUUCGCGAAGACCAAAUUGGGAAGCGUGUACCUGAGGAACGAUUGGCUAAAAAAUAUUGGCCUCGGCAGCUUUUCGUCGAGCGAGAUCAGAAGGAGGACGAGCAGAUGCGCACGAGCGCACUACGCGGAGAGGAUUUUGCUACGAAACGUCAACGCUGUCGCUAGACACUUUCGUCCAAAGCCGAAGGCGACUCGCGUCUUCGCCUCCAGAAUGAAGGGAAGAUACCUGACGACAUAUCUGAGACGCGAGAGCGUUCGGCUGAUGUCCUUAAUUGCCACGUUGUUCCAGUUUUUGUUGCAAAGACCAGGCGUCUCCGAGUCAUCGAACCUGAGGAUUCGCGAGCGACGUUUGAGUUUCAAGGGUCGCUACCUCGAACAUGUUCUUCAGAAGAAUGUCGCUCCUGUCCUCGAAUGUGUCAAGGAGACGUGCUUCAUCGAUGACCUACCAAAGUUGAUUGAGAAGAAAAAAGACGGGCCGAAAUCUACGAGGACGAAAGGACGUUACAUGGAGAAGUGUCUCCAUCGGCAGAAUUUGCGUCUGAGAUCCGCAUUAACGAACCUACUUGAUUACGCGAGGAACAGCCUCGAUAAUCUCUUUGCCGUCAUCACGUCAUCGAGAGUGAAACGCACAAUGAGAGGUCGAUACUUCGAGCGGCUGGUUCGCAGAAAUCUCAAGAUCCUUGAACUGUUCGUGGAAUGCGUUCGUUCCAGAAUCUCCGAAUGGCUCGAGGAUAAUUUAUCGUGCACAUCGCGAAAUGAAUUUCCUGUUGUCACUGUCAGUAUCACUUCGAAUCACAUUGUCGAUGAUUUAAUUUCGAAUGAACAGCAAACUGAUAGAGACGCCUUCGACUUAAAGAUCUCCGAGUGGCACGAGGACGGUCCAUCUUGCCCAGUGCAAAAAGAAUCGCCCCUCAUCAUUAACACUUCCGACAAUCCAGACCCGAACGAAGAAGAAACUGCUGAAAGUGGUCGCCAAGUACUCGAAUGGAAUAGCAAUCCAAUUUUCGAAGAAGCCGAAGAGUGUCCCGAUCAAUCUCGGUUAUCGGCCAAUCCUACAGACAUGGUUCCAGAAGACACAAUUUCGAAGUUCUUGCAGUCGGCCGAGGAUUACGUUUCCACCGAGGUCUUCCAUCGUGGCAGCAGACGACUCUCAAAACCGCGUAAAUCUAUCGAUAUCAUCUCCAAGGAGGAUGAUAAGGCGUUGUCGAAAUUCUUACAGUCGGCCGAGGAUUACGUUUCCACCGAGGUUUUCCAUCGUGGCAGCAGACGACUCUCAAAACCGCGUAAAUCUAUUGAUGUCACCUCCAAGGAGGACGAUAAAGCGUUGUCGAAAUUCUUACAGUCGGCCGAGGAUUACGUUUCCACCGAGGUCUUCCAUCGUGGCAGUAGACGACUCUCAAAACCGCGUAAAUCUAUUGAUGUCACCGCCAAGGAGGACGAUAAGGCGUUGUCGAAAUUCUUACAGUCGGCCGAGGAUUACGUUUCCACCGAGGUCUUCCAUCGUGGCAGCAGACGACUCUCAAAACCGCGUAAAUCUAUCGAUAUCACAUCCAAGGAGGAUGAUAAGGCGUUGUCGAAAUUCUUACAGUCGGCCGAGGAUUACGUUUCCGCUGAGGUUUUCCAUCGUGGCAGCAGACGACUCUCAAAACCGCGUAAAUCUAUCGAUAUCACAUCCAAGGAGGAUGAUAAGGCGUUGUCGAAAUUCCUACAGUCGGCCGAGGAUUACGUUUCCGCCGAGGUCUUCCACCGUGGUAGCAGACGACUUUCGAAAUCGUACAAGCGGGAAGACCAAGGAGAAGAGGAUGUUCUGUCAAGUGUCCUCCGUUCGACCGGCAAUUACGUCUCCAGCGAGGUGUUUCAUCGCGGAAGCAGAAGAUUGUCAAGAUCAUCCAGAAGGGAAUCUGUUUCCCUCGUGGCUCCCACUCUGUGGGGCGGUUUGAAGGGCAUACACUUCAAUUUGCCUUGGUUCUCGUUCAGGGUCACCGAGAAGAGCGCAGAACGCAGCGGAGAUUGCGAAGAGAAGAUCAAUCCCGAAAUCGAGCGCGACAAUCGAAGAUUAUCGUUCGUGCCGACGAUUCUCUAUCAGGGUAUUACGAGUCAUAUCGGUAUCGAUUUCACAAAACUGGUGGUUUAUGCGUUCGUACCUUGCACUUCAAUUAUCCUUCUGUACAUGUAUAAGUAAUCAACUAAUAACCAUCUGAUGAUGUUUGUACCAUUUGUUUUGAUGCAGCUGAUAUAAUUAAACUGUAAACGUAAUUAUAAUCGAUUCAAAACUCAAAUCUGAUUCUCAAUUUACUGAAGAACGCAAUAUCGCAUCAGUUUGUUAAUUUAGAUUAAUGUACAACGUCUAAAUCCCAUGAUUGUUAUUUAUCCUAAAAUGAUUCUAACUGACCUCAAAUUAUUAUAUACCUCUUUCUGUACUUGUUUAAAAAAUUCUCAUAAAUAUAUAAUCAAUUUGGAACAUUCAUUGACACCUAUAUAAAAAUGUUUCCCCGUGUAAAUAAUGUGUCCCCAAAUUUCAGUGUAAUCAUAUAUUCGUUUUGUGUUCUUUGUCUUAUUGCUAGAAUAAGUAUUACCAGAGUGAAUCUACAUCGUAGAAUAAUGUGAAUGCAAAGAUAGCUAAUGUGAUCGAUUCAAUACGCAAGCGAAAAUGUAAUUAAUUUUUUCCUUAAGAGAUUUCUCAAUUGUGUGAAAUAUCCUAAUUAAGUGAUUAAAUUGUUAAAACUGGUUA
This is a messenger RNA of Wasmannia auropunctata (little fire ant), 4081 nucleotides long. RefSeq lists its product as uncharacterized. The coding region runs from base 104 to 3532 and encodes 1142 amino acids. Gene Ontology annotation, molecular function: actin binding; muscle alpha-actinin binding. Lineage: Eukaryota; Metazoa; Arthropoda; Insecta; Hymenoptera; Formicidae. The record is from RefSeq and is a predicted model, not a curated record. Gene Ontology annotation, cellular component: filamentous actin; adherens junction; Z disc. The transcript has 6 exons. Gene Ontology annotation, biological process: actin cytoskeleton organization; muscle structure development.